UGGACAGUUUCCUGCAUAUUUCAUGGCCCCGUUUUCCGAAGGGGUUUCCCUCCCUUCCCCUUUUUAUAAGGGCCGAGAGAAGCGAGCGGUCGGAGUCCCUCCUGCUGGCUUUGCAUGCAAGGCUUCAACUCCGUGUGUAAGGAGUUGGGUGCAAGGGGUGCAAGGACUUGUUCUUAACUAUGCAGCCAUAGAAAUGCUAUUAAACUGUCUUUUAAAUUAUACUGUAUUAAAUUAUGAUUAGCCAGAGAGACCCUUUGGCUCAGUGAUGAAAGCACAAGGCUUUGAAACCAGGAUGUCAGUGCGUUAUUUUAUUUACCAGCUGAGCUUCAUCAUUUCUGGACUAUCAGACUUUCCGUACCUUGCCAAGAAUUGUUAUCAAAAGCUACUACGCAUGUCCAUCCACCCACAUUCCUUCACACACUUUUUUUCCUUUGUUCUCUUGCCACGGGUGCCCGUUGCUGGAAAGCAGCUGGCCCGAACUAUUUCAAAAGAUACAUCAAAAAAAAAUUUCUGGUUCUUCGGGAAUCUUACAAAUCUUGUCUGGGAAGAGAGAGCUGAAUGGCCUUGGAAAAUUUGGCCAGACCUCUUGUGAAUAGAAAGACCAACGGAGACCCGUGGGUGCAUUUUGGAGCUUUUUUAGAGACCAGAGAGAAGAUGGAGGGACAACACCCAGCAGAUACAGAAGUUAGAAAAGGCCCUCCAGCUGCUCAGCCUUGGAGCUGUGGGAAGAAUGGGGCAAGUCCUGGGCAGAAGAGCCACGAAGAGGCAUCCAACACUUCAGGGGUCCAAUGCUGUCACUUCACAAAAGUGCAGUUUCAGGAGGGGAGCCGUCCCCGAGAUGUUUGCACUCAGCUUCACUACCUUUGUCGUCAGUGGCUGCAACCAGAAAAACACACCAAGGCUCAGAUGCUGGACCUGGUGCUCCUGGAACAAUUCCUGGCUGUCCUUCCCCCAGAGAUGGCAAAAUGGGUGCGGGAGUGUGGAGCAGAGACCAGUUCCCAGGCGGUGUCCCUGGCUGAAGGCUUCUUGCUGACUCAGGAGGAGGAAAACAUGCAGGAAGAGUUGCAGAAAUGCACGGAAGCUGUGACUGAAUAUCCCAAGAACAGGAAAAAUUCAUUCAAAUGUUCUCAAGAGCUGCUGUUCAUGGAGACCUUACACAAAGAUCAAACUCAGGACACCACUCCAGAGAGUAGAAAGCUGUCCUUGGAGUUUUUAGAAUCACCUCUUUCUGAUGAAGUUGAAGGAUUAGCUGAACCGCUACUUCAGGAUGUUGUGUCUUUUGAGGAAGUGGCCGUGUAUUUCUCCAAGGAGGAGUGGUCUCAACUGGAUGCUAACCAAAGAGAACUCCACAGAGAAGUCAUGCUGGAGAAUUCCAGGAAUCUGGCUUACCUGGGCUGUAAUAGAGAAGACAAUAAGAAUUGCAAGGAGGAACGCCAAGCGAUCCAUUCAAAAGGGAGGAAAAGGAAAUUUGUAGAUCAGAUGAAACCAAAGAGUGAUGAAACAAAGCAAUCACAAAGUGGAGUUAAGAAAGGCCUUCCUCAGGUCAGUUGGCUUCCUAACCAUACAGUGAUCAAUAAGAGAGAAAGACCAUAUAAAUCCAUGGAGUGUACAAAGAGGUUCAAUAUAUCCGAUAAUCUCUUUUCUCAUGAAAAUACACAUUCAGAAGGGAAACGAUUUACCUGCAUGGAGUGUGGAAAGUCCUUUAAUCGUAGCAGUCAUCUUAAUUCCCACCAGAGGAUCCACAAAGGAGAACGAACAUAUAAAUGUAUGGAGUGUGGAAAGACCUUUACUUGUAACAGUAAUCUUUAUUACCACAAGAAGAUCCACGCAGGAGAGAAGCCUUAUAAAUGCAUGGAUUGUGGAAAGGCCUUUUAUUUAAGCAGUCAUCUUAAUUCCCACAAGAGGAUCCACAAAAGAGAACAAGCGUAUAAAUGCAUGGAGUGUGGAAAGACCUUCUGUUAUUCUGAGUCCCUUAUAAUCCAUCAAAGGAUCCACACAGGAGAAAGACCUUAUAAAUGCAUGGAGUGUGGAAAGGGAUUUACUUUAAGCAAGCACCUUAAAUCCCACAAGAGGAUCCACACAGGAGAAAGACCUUAUAAAUGCAUGGAGUGUGGAAAGACCUUUACUUGUAGCAGCAGUCUUAAUUCCCACAAGAGGAUCCACACAGGAGAGAGACCUUAUAAAUGUAGUGAGUGUGGAAAGACAUUUAAUCGUAGUGGUAACCUUGAUACCCACAAGAGGAUCCACACAGGAGAAAGACCUUAUAAAUGCAUGGAGUGUGGAAAGAGCUUUACUUGUAGUGGUCAUCUUCAUCGCCACAAGAGGAGCCACACAAGAUAUAAGUCAAAUAAAGGUUUGCAGUGUGGAGAGGGCUUUUUGUAAGCUUCUUUUUUCUCCAAGUAGUUCUCGUCAUAUGACUGCAAUUGAGGCCAAAAUUUCUGUUGCUAAGCGAGACAGUUAUUGCGUUUUGUGCCAUUUGACGACUUUUCUUGCCACAUUUGUUAAGUGACUCACAAUAGUUGUUAAGUUAGUAAUACUGUUAUGAAAUGAAUCUGGCUUCCCCAUUGGAUUUGCUUGUUAGAAGCUCACAAAAGGUGAUCACAUGAUCCAGGGACUCUGCAACUGUCAUAAAUCUGUUGCCAAGCAUCUGACGUUUGAUCAGGUGACCUUGGGGAUGUUGCAAAAGUGUGAAAAAUGGUCAUAAGUCACUUUUUUCCAUGCUGCUGUAACUUUGAACAAUCACUAAAUGAACUGUAGUAAAUCGACGACUACCUAUAGUUGUCUAAAAUCUCAUACAAGUACCAUUUGAGUAAUUUAAUUUUUAAGUCCUUUUAUAGUCAUUUUUUGAGUGUAUUGUGAGCCGCCCUGGGUCUUCGGAGAGAGGCGGCAUAUAAAUUGAGUAAAUGAAAUAAAAAUAAAUAAAUAAUUCAAAUAAAUUGUUUACCUUCUUA
Molecule: messenger RNA, 2951 nt
Organism: Pantherophis guttatus
Lineage: Eukaryota; Metazoa; Chordata; Lepidosauria; Squamata; Colubridae
Source: RefSeq, a predicted model, not a curated record